Molecule: messenger RNA, 1236 nt
Organism: Rhodamnia argentea
Lineage: Eukaryota; Viridiplantae; Streptophyta; Magnoliopsida; Myrtales; Myrtaceae
Product: protein TIFY 9-like
Exons: 6
Coding region: 123-782 (219 amino acids)
Biological process (GO): regulation of jasmonic acid mediated signaling pathway; response to wounding; regulation of defense response
Cellular component (GO): nucleus
Source: RefSeq, a predicted model, not a curated record
CCCUCUUCUUCACGUAAGAACCCGUGUGUAAGAGCUCAUCAUCCCUGAACAUUCUCACAUAAUUCACGACGCUAUCACCGCCCCAAAGGUCUCUCUGGAUUCCCCGGAGCUGCGACGAGAUCAUGCCGCAGGCGACAGUGGAGCUCGAUUUCUUCGCUAUGGAGAAGCACCUUCAGACGACGGCCUCUGGCCCGCCUGAUCGCCUGCGGGGAGGCUCUCCAGGUACGGUCGCCGGAGCUCGAACCAGAUGUAUUCACGACCGCAUCAGGAGCGGCAUCCAAAGCGCCGAUCCCUCGACCCCGAGUGCUGACAACGGCGUUCAGUUCGCUUCCGGCGAUCCCUUCUUUGUCUCUCCGCUGGCGUCGUCCCUCAAUAGAGAUGGUCCAAAUGGGUUUGCUGCGCCAAGACCCGCGCACAGUUCUCUUCUCAGGCCUAUCUCGUAUAAAAAUGCUGGUAUUGCUCCCAUGACGAUUUUCUACAACGGAAAGAUGAUCGUCUUUGACGUCCCUCGCAUUAUGGCCGAGAACAUACUGAAGCUCGCCAUGGAAGAAUGCUCCAAGAGCCCUGAAUCAGAGAAACCAGCGACUGCAAGGCCUUUGCCCCCUCCAUCACACCAACAUCAGUGGCUCGAAUCUCUUCAUAUAUAUCUGCCAAUGGCCAGGAGAAAAUCCUUGCAGAGAUUCUUGGAGAAGCGCAAAGAGAGGUUGACUUCCACUUCUCCGUACCAUGACCCGGCGCCGGCGCCGGCGCACCUACCACGCUCUUCCGGGUUCAAAAAUUGAAGGAGGUGGACCACGCGUGGCUGGUUCAGAGGCAUUCCCACACGACUACAUUUGUGUUAUAGUUUAACGAGAAUGGGAGAAGGUCAAGGACUGGAUACUAUUGCCAUUGUUUAAUCUCGUACUAUUGUCUGUGUUUAGGAGAUAGUGCGCAUCUGUCUUAAGCUUAAUGGGAUGUUUUUGGUCGAGGUGCGGUUUUCUAUGGCGCUGUCGUCUUGGACCGACCCCGAUGUCUUCUGUCUCCUUUAGAAUCUCUCUCCUUUUUUUCUUUUUUUUUGGCUCGUCAUGGUCCGACAUGCCACCUAAUUUCUCCACGCUAUCUCAUUUUAUCAUAAAGUUCACGCGUUGCACGCCUAUGUGAACUUUACAUGGUACGAUUUUAUAUAUAUAUAUUCAAAGUGUCAUUUGUUCACGUGUUUUUGUGGGUGUUAUAUACUAUUCCUCCAACUAAUUUUGA